Molecule: messenger RNA, 2461 nt
Organism: Clupea harengus (Atlantic herring)
Lineage: Eukaryota; Metazoa; Chordata; Actinopteri; Clupeiformes; Clupeidae
Gene: usf1l
Product: upstream transcription factor 1, like
Biological process (GO): regulation of transcription by RNA polymerase II
Molecular function (GO): DNA-binding transcription factor activity, RNA polymerase II-specific; protein dimerization activity; RNA polymerase II cis-regulatory region sequence-specific DNA binding
Source: RefSeq, a predicted model, not a curated record
GCCGCAUCGGUCUAAACAUCUGAAAACACGGUUUCAAGAAGAAGAGCAGCGCCACUCUUGCGCAGAAGACGUAAGGGAUGAAUAUUUUUGUGAGCAUUUGGAUAGUACCUGAACAGAUCGAUUUGUCUGGACCAAGGAGGGGCAUGUAAAGCGUUGCAAAUAUUACUCAACCAAAACAAUACCGCUUAGGGCCCGACCCGGUCCAAAGUCCUCUGCUAUCUGGGGUUUACCCCUGGUGGAAAUGAAAGGACAGCAAAAAAGUCCAGACACAGACGGGGAUGUUUCAGUGAUGGAGGAAGGUGCUGUUGCCACCGCAGACGAUUCAUCUGCUAUCACCACCAUUCAAUCAGCAGCUACCUUCUCCACAGAUCAGCCCAUCAAGUACCUUUUCAAAACUGAGGGAGCAGGAGGGCAGGUGACAUAUCGGGUAAUUCAUGUAGCUGAUGGACAAGUGGACGGCCAAGCUGAUGGAACAGGGGCUGUUAGUGUGGUUACUGGGUUUCCUACAACGACACAAGCUGUAACACCGGCUGUUACACAGGCUGUAUUAGCGCAAGCCGAAGGUCUGGAUGGCGAGGGGUCCGAAACGCAUUACUACUACCCAGCCACCAUCUCGAACACCCCGUCGGCCACCAUGGUAACCAACGUCCAAGCCCCUGAGUCGUUACUCACUCAGAAUACACCUACAGGUCAGCUGUAUGUGAUGAUGUCACCUCAAGAUGUUUUGAGCACGACCACUCAAAGUAAGUCUGAGGCUCCGCGCACCUCGAGAGACGACAAGAGACGAGCCCAACAUAAUGAAGUGGAACGCAGGCGCAGAGACAAAAUCAACAACUGGAUUGUCCAGCUGUCCAAAACCAUCCCAGACUGCACAGUAGACUCAACCAAGAACGGCCAGGUUGUGCACCUGCAUGAUCAUUUGUCCACACAGAGCAAAGGGGGGAUCCUGUCCAAAGCGUGUGACUACAUUCAGGAGCUCCGGCAAAGUAAUGCCAGGUUAGGAGAGGAAAUGGACUCCCUGGAGCGACUGAGGAUGGACAACCAGCUACUCAGACAAGAGGUGGAGGAGUGGAAAGCGAAGAAUCAGAUCCUCCGAGGCCAGUUGCGGCAGCAUGGCAUCGUGGCAGCGAGUGUGGAGCCGCAGUAAGAAGAGAGAUAGGAUGUAGUGUCACUUUUUUCUUUUUCUUUUUUUUUUAAUCCAACGUAGACCUUUCUACACCCGGAAUUUAAAAUUGGCUUUGGUAAACAAGAACAGACAUUCAUGGCCAAAACCCAUCCAAUUUUGCACGGAUCCUCAAAACCACCUGUAGAGAUAGAUGAUUGUAGGCCAUCCAUGAUUCAGCAAGGCUUAGACAUCAAAGGGGUUUGUGCAUAUAAAUGUCAUGUUGCCUGGACAGUCCUUGUUUAUGCUAAUUAGGAUAUUUCAAAGGUUUCCCAACUUCUUUGGAGGAGAAGGGGUACGCUUGACACCCAUGCACUCACAUUGCAGACUGAGUAGUUUGUUCAAGAGAAAACACAACAGUAGCUAAAGGAAUAUGGCCAUUUAUGGGAAACCUUGUUUGGGUCUUUGCAACUGAACAACAAUUUCAAAUAAUCAGCAGGUGUGAAUAAAACCUCAAUUGGACAGAUACUGAUACACAUGUAUGUAGCUAACACUUUGUUUCGACAGAAAGUCCUUCAUAUACACCAUCCACUUACCUCUUGCAUAAUACAAAGAGGAAGAGGUGUACAAACCAGAAGAACUAACUUAUCCCACAUUGACACCAGAUACAUUUGAUUGAUUUAGAUGGUGAUUUGACAAUCCAAUCAUGGUCUGUGUAGACAUUUUGACAAUGUCUUUUUUUUUUUAAUACCAAGCGUAAAAGAGGUUUUACUUAGCUGGAGAUCCAUGUCUGAUCUAGAAUGCACUAGACUUGCGUCCAAGUUUCUGCUCUGCUCUGUGUAACCAUGUGAAAGCCAAAAUUAGGACCUGGGAAGAUCACCGAACCUGCGAAGACCUUGACAUUUGUGUGCAAAUCUUGCUCUUGGAAAGAUAAAGUUCAUUUUAUAAAACUGGCCAUAGAAAACCAACGCUACAUCAAAACCUUUAUCAGUGUGGUAUGGAAUGCAUCAAUUAUGAACAUUUAUUACUGUGUCAAUUUGUACACUCUGUUGCCUUUCUAUGUGACAUCGAAGAUCAAUUAAUGACAAUUGAAUAGCAUUUGCACCAGAAAAAGUUACAGAUGUCUAAGCUCUCAAUAAAAAUACUCAUUAUGUAAUUUAGACACUAUUUGUAGAGUAAUUUGAUGACCAUAUGGAGACAUGUCCUAAAUAUGCCAAAUCUGUAGCCUGUAAGGAAUCUGUUUUAGUUCACUUCCAUGUACAUAAUAUCAUUACAUGUUCUGCUUUGUUUGUCUUUAAUUCGGUAGUCAUUUAGGUAAAUGUGUACGUUUGAAAUUUGUAUUAAAAAACACUGACAAAA